This is a messenger RNA of Baudoinia panamericana UAMH 10762, 336 nucleotides long. RefSeq lists its product as uncharacterized. The coding region runs from base 38 to 226 and encodes 62 amino acids. Lineage: Eukaryota; Fungi; Ascomycota; Dothideomycetes; Mycosphaerellales; Teratosphaeriaceae. The transcript has a single exon. The record is from RefSeq and is a predicted model, not a curated record.
GGGCAAGUGAGUGCGUAAUUGGAAAAGUACACAGAGUAUGUCUGUGGGGUGCUUGUAUUGUCUGAAGGAACGCAGACAAAGGAACGCCACCGCUGAUGGGCACUACGAUCGAGCUUCCACUGCCUGGAAUGCGCGCCAUGCCAAGCCAACCCAUCGGUCCUGGGCAUUGCGCGUGCCGAUGUCUCAUGUGCCACGGCAACCUCACACGCUGUUCUGCGUUUGUUAGAUCGGUCACGUCUUAUAAUGCAUGCAUAUACCUGUGUCACACGUGCUCACGUGGACCUAGUGGAAGAGGCAGAUCACAUACAUAUAGCGUAGAGUAGCAGCCUAAGGCAC